UGCUCCCAGAGGAAGAGAGAAUCGAAUUCGUAGAUCUACAGGUCUUCAAUUAAAUCCUGUGAUAAAUUGGUUCCCUGAAGAAUCUUCGCUCCACACUUAAUCGCUGCAUAGCCUCUUUAUUUUUAUUUUAGUUUUGUGUGCUAAAGUUAGGGCAUGAGACCCAUAAUGGGUUAGAAACAACUUGAAGUUCCAAUGGGUAUUUCUCGUGGUUCUGCUGCUGCUACUAAGGAGGUGAAGAAAAGCAACCAUGUCCAGAGAAAGAUGGAGAAGCGGCAGCAGAAUCACAAGCUUGAUGCACACAUUGAAGAGCAGUUUGGUAGUGGUCGUUUGUUGGCUUGUAUCUCAUCAAGACCUGGUCAGUGUGGCCGUGCUGAUGGAUACAUCUUGGAAGGUAAAGAGCUUGAGUUCUACAUGAAGAAGAUCCAGAGAAAGAAGAGCAAGGGAGCUGGAGCUGCCUAAAGCUUUGUUACCUGAACGUCAUCCUUCAUAUCAGCAUCUGUUUUGUUCAUGAUGUUUCCUCUCACAUAACCAUUGAACUUAAGCUUAGAUGAAACAUUUUGUGAGAAGCUAUUUCUUGUGUUACUGUCAAAAAAAAAAACGUGAAGGUCCAAGCAUGGCGGAACGAAAGAGGAGGAUAAGAAGGCUUCCGACCCGACCCGACCCGAGUUUUGCAGGUCAGAUCGGGUCAAUAUGGGGUGGCCUGUUCUGCAGGUUGGACCGGGUCGGGUCCCAAUCUAUCUUGAACGGGUCGGUGUGCAGGCCUAAUAGCACUUGUGUAAAUCAGUGCCAAGUCAUUCUGCAAAAAGUGUUUUUCAUAAUUGGGGAGCUGUCACUUUCUAUUACCAUAUAUAUAACAACAUAGUUUUAUUCUAAUUAUUUAAGUUUUUAAAGUUUUGAGCCGAACCGCAUAGGCAAAGGUAACUUUAAGAUGGGAAGGGUUGGGUGCAGUGAAGAAAGGUGGGUUUGGAAAACUUGAAUAUAAUGGUAAAUUCAAGCUCUCAAUAAUUUUGCUAGUCAUUUUACAUAUGAUGCCGUGCAUUGUGGCUUAUCUUCUUAUGUGCGUGAAUAUAUUUUUGUGUAGUGUCACUUUAUAUUCAGUGUUCUCCCCCCUCCCCUCCCCUCCGAAUGAGGCAUUCUUUACAGUCACAUAUUGUAACGCCUCAAUGGAAGACCUAAACCACAUAGCCUAUACUCCAAAAGGACUAGUCAAUAAUGCAAUUGGAGCCACAU
Messenger RNA from Juglans regia (Persian walnut), 1230 nucleotides. Its product is annotated as 40S ribosomal protein S8-like. The record is from RefSeq and is a predicted model, not a curated record. The transcript has a single exon. Gene Ontology annotation, molecular function: structural constituent of ribosome. The coding region runs from base 193 to 459 and encodes 88 amino acids. Gene Ontology annotation, biological process: maturation of SSU-rRNA from tricistronic rRNA transcript (SSU-rRNA, 5.8S rRNA, LSU-rRNA); translation. Gene Ontology annotation, cellular component: cytosolic small ribosomal subunit; ribosome. Lineage: Eukaryota; Viridiplantae; Streptophyta; Magnoliopsida; Fagales; Juglandaceae.